AUGCCUGGAGCAGUGGGCGGGCCUGUGGGUUACACCCCUCCUGAGGGCGGCUGGGGUUGGGCGGUGGUGGUGGGAGCCUUCAUCUCCAUCGGCUUCUCCUACGCCUUCCCCAAGUCCAUCACCGUCUUCUUCAAAGAUAUCGAGGUCAUCUUCAACGCCACGCCGAGUCAGGUGUCCUUCAUCUCUUCCAUCAUGCUGGCUGUCAUGUACGGAGGAGGUCCAAUCAGCAGCAUCCUCGUUAACAAAUAUGGCAGCAGACCAAUCAUGAUGGUCGGGGGCUGUCUGGCGGGGACGGGGCUGAUCUGUGCCUCAUUUUGCAACACUGUAGAGCAGCUUUACUUCUUCAUAGGAGUAGUGGGAGGUUUCGGACUGGCGUUCAACUUGAAUCCCGCCCUCACCAUGAUCGGUAAAUACUUCUACAAGCGCCGGCCCAUCGCUAACGGCAUCGCUAUGGCAGGCAGCCCGGUCUUCCUGUCGACGUUGGCUCCCUUUAACUCGUGGCUGUACGAUGCGUUCGGAUGGAGGGGCAGCUUCCUGAUUCUGGGAGGACUCCUGUUCAACUGCUGCGUUGCCGGCUCCCUCAUGAGACCCAUCGGACCCAAACCUCUGCCGCCACCAUCCGCCGAGGAAAAAGCAGCGGCGCCUAAGAAGACCGCCCUGCAGACCAUCAACUCCUUCAUCGACCUGACGCUGUUCAAACACCGCGGCUUCCUGCUCUACCUCAUGGGCAACAUCAUCAUGUUCUUCGGCCUCUUCUCGCCGCUCGUCUUCCUCUCCAAUUACGCCAAGAGUAAAGACAUCAGCAAGGAAAAAGCCGCCUUCCUGCUGUCGGUGUUGGCGUUCGUCGACAUGUUUGCCCGUCCCUCCAUGGGUCUGCUGGCCAACACCAAGUGGGUCCGACCCAGAGUGCAGUAUUACUUCGCCGCGGCCGUCCUCUACAACGGCGUGUGCCACGUGCUGGCGCCGCUGUCGGUGGACUACACCGGGUUCGUGAUCUACGCCAUCUUCUUCGGUUUUGCGUUCGGCUGGCUGAGCGCCGUGCUGUUCGAGACUCUGAUGGACCUGGUGGGGACGCAGAGGUUCUCCUCGGCCGUGGGUCUGGUCACUAUAGUGGAGUGUGCGCCGGUGCUGCUGGGACCCCCGCUGACAGGAAGUUUCUUUACCUACUACGGAAGCUACGACUACACCUACAUCACCUGCGGCAUCAUCCUCAUGAUCUCCAGCGUCUUCCUCUUCGUGGGAAUGGGCAUCAACUACAGACUGCUGGCGCGGGAGAAAAAAGAAGAGGAGAGACGAGAGCGUGAGGAACCCAAGGAGGAGCAGGCGGCCAUGCUGGCGGCUAACUCGCCCACAAAAUCCAUCGAGGAGGGCGAGGACAACGGAGCGCCGGCCGCCGUCACGCUCGACGACGUCGCCAGGAUGGACGAGGACUCAGUGUAGAAAAAAAAUCCAAAACGACGGGACUCGAGAAAUUUUGACGCGCACACACCCGCAUCACACGCUUCACAGAAACACACACACGACUUCGU
Molecule: messenger RNA, 1529 nt
Organism: Scomber japonicus (chub mackerel)
Lineage: Eukaryota; Metazoa; Chordata; Actinopteri; Scombriformes; Scombridae
Product: monocarboxylate transporter 1-like
Exons: 4
Coding region: 1-1440 (479 amino acids)
Biological process (GO): transmembrane transport; monocarboxylic acid transport
Cellular component (GO): membrane
Molecular function (GO): monocarboxylic acid transmembrane transporter activity
Source: RefSeq, a predicted model, not a curated record